AUUAUGUUUUGACAAUUGACAUUGUCAAAUUCCAAUCUUUAACCUCCGUGAUUUGUGUACUGCUUCUGUGCAUUUUUUUCUAUUAUAAACAAAACUUGCGGUUUCUUAUUAUCGCAUUUUCCUUCAACAUGGUAGCGGAUAAUAAGAGGAAAGCCGAUGAAUCGGCUCUCGUGCCAGUGCAGAAGAAGUCGAAACAAGACGUGGCCCUCACUAGCAAGAACAAACAAGUCAGCCAGCUUCAGCCUGCCCCUGCACGUACGUCGAACCUUUUUGCCCCUAUUAUGGUCUGUGAGGGCCAUGAGGGCGAAAUAUUUUCGGUAGAUUUCCACCCCGAAGGACAGUACUUUGCCACAUCCGGUUUCGACCGCAAGAUAUUUCUAUGGGGCGUCUAUGGGGAAUGCGACAAUAUUUCCGUAAUGACUGGACAUACAGGAUCAAUAACGGAGCUGCACUUUACGACCGAUGGAGCCAACAUUGUGACUGCUUCUACCGACUACACGUUGGGGCUAUGGGAUAUUGUUACUGGGCAAAGAGUGAAGCGAUUCAAAGGACAUACAGCGUUCGCAAAUUGCGCACAACCCUCCCGAAGGGGGCCCCAGAUGAUCGUGUCAGGGGGUGACGACAGUACAGUCAGACUAUGGGACCAAAGGAAGAAACAAUGCGCCGGAACCAUGAACUCUGUUUAUCAAACAACGGCGGUUUGCUUUAACGACACAGCCGAGACUGUUUUCAGUGGAGGCGUCGACAAUGAUAUUAAGGUUUGGGAUACUCGCAAGAAGGAAAUCACUUACGCCAUGAAAGGACACACGGAUACAAUCACAGGAUUGGCGUUGAGCAACGAUGGCUCAUACUUGCUGAGCAAUUCAAUGGACAACACUUUGCGAAUUUGGGACGUCAGGCCCUUCGCUCCAGUGGAACGAUGCGUGAAAAUCUUCAGUGGACAUCAGCACAACUUCGAGAAGAACCUGCUGAGAUGUGCCUGGUCGCCAGAUGGCAAUAAGGUGAGCGGAGGCUCAGCUGAUCGAUUCGUGUACAUUUGGGACACCUCGUCCAGGCGAAUCAUCUACAAACUGCCUGGACACAGUGGCUGUGUGAAUAGCGUGGCUUUCCACCCCAACGAGCCAAUCGUUGUGUCAGUAGGAAGCGAUAAAAUGGUGUAUAUUGGAGAAAUUGAUUAGGUGUAUAGAGUUAGGCUGAACGUGAAGGAAUUGUAAUAAAACACACAUUUAACUUGUG
Molecule: messenger RNA, 1236 nt
Organism: Dendroctonus ponderosae (mountain pine beetle)
Lineage: Eukaryota; Metazoa; Arthropoda; Insecta; Coleoptera; Curculionidae
Product: U5 small nuclear ribonucleoprotein 40 kDa protein-like
Exons: 6
Coding region: 129-1178 (349 amino acids)
Cellular component (GO): catalytic step 2 spliceosome
Molecular function (GO): protein binding; RNA binding
Source: RefSeq, a predicted model, not a curated record